Dacryopinax primogenitus is the source of this 1518-nucleotide messenger RNA. Its product is annotated as MFS general substrate transporter. The coding region runs from base 4 to 1518 and encodes 504 amino acids. Gene Ontology annotation, molecular function: transmembrane transporter activity. NCBI's taxonomy places the organism in Eukaryota, Fungi, Basidiomycota, Dacrymycetes, Dacrymycetales, Dacrymycetaceae. The record is from RefSeq and is a predicted model, not a curated record. Gene Ontology annotation, cellular component: membrane. Gene Ontology annotation, biological process: transmembrane transport. The transcript is spliced from 9 exons.
ACCAUGGUUUUGUCUACCUCCAGGACAUGGCUUCUUAUUGGCUGCGUUUGCGGCGCGAAUGUCCUUAAUAACUUUCUCCAGGGGGCACUGACUGUCUCUUUGUCAACCAUUCAGCAGAGUUUGAAUAUCUCGGAGCCGAAUUUACAAUGGUGCUUAUCCGCAUAUGCUUUAACUUUUGCUUGUUUCCUGCUUCUCAGCGGAAAGGUAGCGGAUGUUCUGGGACGUCGUCUCCUCUUCGUGCUUGGUACGGCGUGGAUUGCAAUUUUGAGCAUCGCCGCCUCCUUCUCUCGUAAUCAAAUCUCUUUCAUCGUCCUUAAUGGAUUGAUGGGUCUGGGCGCCGCUGCCAAUACCCCAGCCGGUAUAGGCAUCUUAGGUUCGACAUUGUCCGCUGACGUGAAGUCGAUGGCUUUCGCUGCAGUGGGAGGUGCGGCCCCUAUUGGCUACAUCACUGGGCUUUGCCUCGGGGGUAUCCUUUGUGAGACAUUUGCAUCCUGGCCAUCGGUCUUCUGGAUCGAGAGCGCACUCGCUACAAUCUUCAGCCUUAUGUCAUGGUUUUGUAUCCCGUCGGAUAGGGGCGAGCAGUAUCAUGAGACGAUGAUGAAGCUGUUGGGCCGUAUCGAUUGGGUCGGCGCUUCUUUAAGCACAUUGGGUUUUGCUACCCUCAUCUUCUCAUUAACCGAUGCGCAAUCCGCUCCCGGCGGCUGGUCGACACCGUACAUUCCCGUCCUGCUAGUGCUCUCUGUCAUUCUCCUGCUUUUGUUCUUCCGCUGGGAGGUAUACCGCGAACGAACCGGUGCGGCGACCCUUAUGCCUCCAAGUCUAUUCAAGAGCCCAAACUUCGGAAUGAUCCUAAGCAUGGUAUUCUGUGCCUGGUGGGCUUUCAAUGCAAUGACGUACUUCGCAACAAUCUACUAUCAGCUUGUCCUCCAACUCUCACCCAUUCAAACGGCUCUGCGUCUACUACCAUUGGGCAUAGCAGGCGUGGGAAUCAACACCCUGGCGGGCUAUCUUAUCAGUCGCAUGCGUCCAGUUUGGCUGAUCGCGCUGGGCCUCAUCGGAAGCCUCGCAGCGCCGCUCCUUUUUGCGUUCGUUCAGCCGUCGUUCAGCUAUUGGUGGAUAAUGUUUUGGGUGAUGCUGUUCAUCGUUGGUCCGGAUGCCGCAUAUGCGGUAUCGAAUAUUCACAUCUCUGCCGCAGUCCCGGCACAGGAUCAGGCACUAGCCGGAGGCAUCUUCAACGUGACCACUCGUCUUGCCACAGCUCUUGGCAUCGCCACAUCUUCCGCAGUGGCUACCGCAGUGUCCAAUGCGGCCCAACGCGCCGAUGGAGACCUGACCCGUUCACCAAGUGCCCUUCUAUCCGGCUAUCAUGCGGCCGCAUGGGUGUGCUUUGGAAUUGCGAUGGUUGCGAUGGUCAUAGAUCUCGUAGGCCUUAGAGGUCUCCCUAUGAUCCGGCCCAGCCAACCGGAACAGGCCAUUGUAGUGAGCGUGGAGUUACAGCCUGUCGAAGCCCGACCAUGA